This is a messenger RNA of Camellia sinensis, 452 nucleotides long. NCBI's taxonomy places the organism in Eukaryota, Viridiplantae, Streptophyta, Magnoliopsida, Ericales, Theaceae. The record is from RefSeq and is a predicted model, not a curated record.
CCCACACCUAGAAGCAGAGACGCCAAAAGAUACCCAUCUGUUCUUCUCCUCUAAAAAAUAAAAAUAACACAUCAAAGAUUCAAUCAAAUUUCUCAAAAGAAAUUUGAGAAACAUCGGUGACAAUGGAGGGUGGUGAUAAUAUACUGAGAGUGAGUAGUGCUCGUUUGAGUAGUUCCAACAUAUGGAGGAACAGCGGGGGAGAAGUUUUCUCAAAAUCUUUUUGCGAUGAAGACGACGAAGAAGCUCUGAAAUGGGCUGCUAUGGAAAAAUUACCCACUUAUCAGAGGAUUCAGAGAGGUAUUUUGACUGAAGAACAAGGCCAUGCAAGAGAGAUUGACAUCAAAAAGCUUGGGGUGAUUGAGAGAAAGAAUCUGCUGGAGAGGCUUGUGAAAAUCGCAGAGGAUGACAAUGAGAAGUUCUUGUUGAAGCUCAAGAAACGCAUUGACAGGUAA